AAGCCUGGACGUGGAGGCGGGCGCUGACGCCGACUCCGUGCCUCGAGCUCCGCCUUGUAGGUUCGUCCCCUGCCCGGAGGAGGGCACGGUGGCUCCGAGCGUGUGGCGGGACUGGUGAUCACUCCAAGAGGCUCACCCGACCCGCCGCUCUGGCGCCCGCGCCUGUGGCACUAGAGAAAUCGGAGGUUCUCUGUGCGCCCUGCAGGCCGAAAGGGAUCCGGAGCCUUUCAACCCAUGGGUCCCCAGAGGUCGCUGAGAACCGCCCUUGGUGGCAGAGACUCUGAGAAGCUCAGUGGUUAGCGGCGCGGCUGCUGAUGUCCGCUCACUUGUGUUGGAACCCCACGUCCUCUGCUUCGUUGGGUGACGCGAGUCGCCGGCCGCUGCCAUGGACGCCUACUACAGCCCGGUGUCGCAGAGUCGGGAGGGCUCGUCACCUUUUAGGGCAUAUCCCGGCGGCGAUAAGUUCAGCACUACUUUUCUGUCCGCCGCCGCCAAAGGGCAGGGAUUCGGGGACGGGAAGAGCCGGGCUCGCUACAGCGCGGGGCAACAGGACCUGGCGGCACCCCUGGAGAGUAGCGCCGGGGCGCGGGGCUCCUUUAACAAGUUCCAGCCCCAGCCACCCGCCCCGCAGCCGCCGCAGCCGCAGUCACAGCCGCAGCCCCAGCCGCCGGCGCAGCCGCCGCAUCUCUACAUGCAGCGAGCCGCCUGCAAGACGCCCCCGGACGGCAGCCUCAAACUCCAGGAAGGCAGCGGCGGCCACAACGCGUCUUUGCAGGUCCCCUGCUACGCCAAAGAGAGCUCCCUGAGUGAGCCCGAGCUGCCACCCGACUCCGACACCGUGGGGAUGGACAGCAGCUACCUCGGUGUGAAGGAGGCUGGGGUGAAGGGGCCCCAGGAUCGGGCCAGCGCUGACCUCCCCAGCCCGCUGGAGAAGGCCGACUCGGAGAGCAACAAGGGCAAGAAGCGGCGGAACCGAACCACCUUCACCAGCUACCAGCUGGAGGAGCUGGAGAAGGUCUUCCAGAAGACCCACUACCCUGACGUGUAUGCGCGGGAGCAGCUGGCUAUGAGGACAGACCUCACCGAGGCCCGCGUGCAGGUCUGGUUCCAGAACCGGAGGGCCAAGUGGAGGAAGAGGGAGCGUUUUGGGCAGAUGCAGCAGGUUCGAACCCACUUCUCCACGGCCUAUGAGCUGCCCCUCCUCACUCGAGCUGAGAACUACGCCCAGAUUCAGAACCCGUCCUGGAUUGGCAACAAUGGGGCUGCCUCACCGGUGCCAGCCUGCGUGGUCCCCUGCGACCCGGUGCCAGCCUGCAUGUCCCCGCAUGCCCAUCCCCCUGGCUCCGGGGCCAGCGGCGUCACCGACUUCCUGAGUGUCCCUGGCGCUGGCAGCCACGUGGGCCAGACGCACAUGGGCGGUCUGUUCGGGGCCGCGGGCCUGAGCCCAGGCCUCAACGGCUACGAGCUCAGCGGCGAGCCGGACCGCAAGACCUCGAGCAUCGCGGCCCUCCGCAUGAAGGCCAAGGAGCACAGCGCGGCCAUCUCCUGGGCCACAUGACAGGGCCCUCCCGCCCCAUCCCCGCCUCGGGGCUCCGGCCGGGCCCGCGUUUCCCAGGCCCCCAGCCUCCCACUCGACUUUCCUCUUAGGAACCUGGCCUGGGUCAGAGGCCUGACCCUCAGCACUUUCAGCCACCCCCAGUCUGAGGCCCUGUGGACGGCUGGGAGGGAGGGGACAGCUGGCCCCUGCCCUUCCCGGGCCCCGAGGCCGAGACCCUUGCUUCUGGCCAGGGGCAGCGGAGGAGGCCGGUGGCCGAGUUUUGCAGCUUUGCAUCCUUUAUAAGCUGAAGACCCUUUCUCCCCACUCCUGCCCCCUCAGCCUGCCUGGUUUGACCACUGAGUCGAGUUUAGAUUCCUCUCGAGACCCAGCAGCAGCUACAGCGCUAUUGCAUCUCUCCUCCCUACUUCUGUGUGGUCCCCGGUCACCAGGCCCAAGACUGCGUCUGAAGAAAAGCCUCCUGCCCUCCUCCAGGAAUCCAGACCUCCUGGACCCAAGACACCUGUCUCCCUUCACCCAGGAGGGCGGAGACCUGUCCUGGCUGUCCCCUGUGCUGGACACACCCAGAGGGCGUAGGCAGAGGAGGGGGGAGCUGGAGCCCUAGAGUCCGGCUGUCACCCAGUGAUGCCGACAUCCAGGGGCAAGGGGGACGUGUUCCCAUGCCCUCGCACCCCGGAAACUCUGGAUCUGGAUGCAGGCCACCUGGGCGCCCGUGGUGCUGGAGGAAGAAGAGUUUCCAGGGCUAUAGGGAGGUGUCCAGGCAGGGGCAGGGGCUCGUGUGCACACUUCUGCUCUCCGGCCACCGGACUCCCCGGUGCGGGCAGGAUGACAGCAGCAGCGGGCAGGUUGGGGCAGCUCUGUUCUUCCAGGCAGGCCCCUCCAGGAGGAUGUCUCUCCCUCCCCCUGGCCACUCCCGGGGUCUGCUGAGCAGUGUUCUGGCGAGGAGAGGCAUGGCGGACACACAGCUGGGGCCUGGGGGCACGGUGGCAGAGGGUGGGGAGCAGGGUACGGGAUUUAUUAGAGGCCAUGUGUC
This is a messenger RNA of Phyllostomus discolor (pale spear-nosed bat), 2588 nucleotides long. RefSeq names its product ALX homeobox 4 (gene ALX4). Gene Ontology annotation, molecular function: RNA polymerase II transcription regulatory region sequence-specific DNA binding; DNA-binding transcription activator activity, RNA polymerase II-specific. The record is from RefSeq and is a predicted model, not a curated record. Gene Ontology annotation, biological process: regulation of transcription by RNA polymerase II. The transcript is spliced from 5 exons. The coding region runs from base 386 to 1558 and encodes 390 amino acids. NCBI's taxonomy places the organism in Eukaryota, Metazoa, Chordata, Mammalia, Chiroptera, Phyllostomidae.